AUGGCCCGGAAUUGGGAAGUUGCCGGUGUUACACCCCUGCGCCGAGACAGAUCACCUGUGCCUGUGAACGUAACGGACGGACUUUCAGCUAUUCCACACAAGAUGGCGGUGACAAAUUACAGUCGGUUGUUAAUAAUACUCGCUAUAGCCCAGUGUGGCGUUGCGACCGAUCUUUUAAGAUCGAAAAGACAGACUGGUCCUGGCAGCAUCUUCACAGUGGGUAACGGUGAGCAGUGUUUGGGAGCUGACAGGUCGACCGGUGGAGUCUGCUUAUCUAGGAACCAAUGUAACACGCAAGGAGGGAAAGCGAUUGGGUUCUGUGGAGUGUUCGCUACUUGUUGCUCUUUGAACGCGUGCGACAUAAGAACUAACACUAAAGUAGCAGUCUUCAUCAAUCCACCCUUAAGCAAAGAGUCUUCGGGCCUAGAAUGUUCUUACAACAUCGAGAUAAACAAUAACAAUGUGUGUCAAAUGAGAAUCGAUUUUGAAACCUUCAACUUGGCUCCACCAACUACUAUCGAAGAAGUAGAAAACGUAACUCACCGCCCGGGAUACACCUGCAAGAACGAUAUCUUUCAAGUGACCAAUCUGCACGCCAACUCUGACGUCCUGCCGUCUCUAUGUGGAGACAACAGUGGACAGCAUAUGUAUGUAAGAGUGAACGCGACAACCAACAGUAGGUCCAUUCGUCUAAACUUCAAGCUGGCGGACCGCGUAUCGCAGCCGAACUUACCGCAGGCCACGUGGAAGAUUAAAGUGACACAGCUAGAAUGCUUCAAUACUCUGGGCAAAUAUCGUGAUGGUUUAUUGGACGCUAUAACCGCGUCUCUACCGGCUACUCCCUUCACUUCAACUGCAGACAGAGACGAGUAUUUAAUUGCUCCCCCUGGAUGUUUGCAAUAUUAUCCAGACCGCGCGGGUUCCUUCGAGUCCUUCAACUACAACCGAGGCGCGGGCCCCUACAUCGCUAACUUGGCGUACGCCACUUGCUUCAGGCGGACUUCCGACGUGUGUGGCAUUAAGUUAACAGCAGCCAGCUUCGACAUGGCGUACCACGACGACUCAAACCUAUAUCUAGACACGGACUGUCAGGCGAACCCCGUGACACAAGGAGCCGCGCAGUCUGAAGACUACUUGUUCGUGCCAGAAGCAGAAACUGCUGAUGGAUUGAGAGGAUCCAAGUUUUGUGGUUCAAGCGCUGCUAAUCAAAUCAUUGCUUCCACGCCCUCCGCACCCCUGUACGUGCAAUUUAAGAGUGACAAUUUAGUAACUAAGGAUGUGAAUGAAGCUGGAUACCGUUUCAAUUACAACGUAUUAAAUAAUUGCUACAUUAAGAAA
Molecule: messenger RNA, 1338 nt
Organism: Brenthis ino (lesser marbled fritillary)
Lineage: Eukaryota; Metazoa; Arthropoda; Insecta; Lepidoptera; Nymphalidae
Source: the annotation of a GenBank genome assembly